AUGUCUGGUGAUCACAGAGCUCACAGAAAGAGAGAGAGGGAACCUGCUCGGUCUUCUUUCAGAGAUUUCAAGAGAGCAGGUUCUGCCGGAGUCUGUGCGUUCACCACAGCUGAUCUGGAGAAAGAGGACGGCCUAGAGUGGGCCCGCGAAAUGGAGGCGGACAGAGACAUCUGGGAGACAGAAGCAGAUGUGGAAGGUAUCCUGCUGCCAGAUGUGCCAGCCAAGGAGGCUGCCGGCAGCCCAGGCUGUGAAGGCGCCAGCCGACCCGCUCGUCCUCUGUGGGAUUGCUCGGUGGCCCCCGGAGCCUGGCGGGGCCAGUGCACCUGGCAGUGCUGGCACCAGAGAGUCUUGGAGCACCUGGAGCAGGAGAGGACCUCCAGAAGCCCCUCUGGAAUUGCUCAGGUGACGUUUGAGGACGUGGCCGUCUAUUUCUCCCCAGAGGAGUGGGCGGAGCUGACCGCUUGGCAGAAGGCCCUUUACUGGGAUGUGAUGAAGGAGACUCACACCCUGGUGGGCUCCCUAGUAUCCGAGCGUGAUGACCAGCCGGAGGUCCUGGGCCGGAUAGCUCGAGGGGAGGCCCCUCCUUCCAAGAGGUUUCUGCGGAGGGAGAGGAAAGCUGCCCCCCAAAACCUCGCCCACCGCCGUGUUUCCAGGGACUCUGCUGCACGGGCGGAGGAGGCGGGGGCUCAGCCAGGAACAGCAGAGCCCGCCGGCAAGAAGACGGACUCCAAGGGACCACGGAUGGGGUCUCCUGCUGGCCCCUGCCCCGUUCUUUGCAUCCUACCCGGAAACCUGGCCGCCCACCAGGACUCUCACCGGCCAGAGCAGCAGCAGCAGCAGCAGCAGCAGCUCUUCACCUGCAUCGACUGCCGGAGCAGCUUUGCCUACGAGGAGCAGGAGGCGGGGCGGAUCCGUGGGCAGCUGGCCCUCGGGAAGCUCUUCAAGUGCCUCAGCUGCAGCUGCAGGAGGCCCCUCGCUGUGGACCAGAAGCCCGACGCCCUCCUCCACGGCUCCCUGCCCUUUGGCCAGCCGGACGGUGCGGACUACAGCCACCAGAAAGCCCUGGACCAGGUCCGUCAGCGGGCGGCUCACUGGACGAUCUCUGAGACCAAAGCCUUUGUGGAGCUCUGGGGGGACGACCACGUCCAGACGGCGCUCUACGACAACUACCGCAACGAGGUGCAGUACAAGCGCCUGUCGGACAAUCUGGGGAAGCUGGGCUUCCAGCGCAACCUGGAGCAGUGCCGGCAGCGGGCCAAAGACCUGCGCAGGGGCUUCAAGGAGAUCCAGGACGGCCACCUGCACUCCAACCGCGCGCGGCAGACCAUGCCCUUCUUCGCCCUCCUGGACCGCUUCCUGACGACCAGCCGGGGACUGGUGAUCCCCAAGGUCUGUGCCAGCCGCGCCAGGCAGAAGGGCCGGAAGGGCAGGAGCCGGAGGGAGCAGCUGCCUGGCGAGCCGCCGUUCGUCCUCAUGCUGCCCUCCCGCAGCUCUGACUUCCACCAGCUGCCUCUCCCGGACCAGGAGCGCUACAUCCGCACCCUGGGGCUCCACGGCUGCCAGGGCCCCGGACCUGGCCAGGAGCAUUACAGCCAGGCGGGGAGCGCUCCAGAUUGCAAGGGGCCUCUGCCCAAACCAGACCCCGUGGCGGCCCCUGUGAGGGUGGCUCCCAGCUCCCAGCUGCCGAGGAAGAGUGAAUCCUCACUCCCCUGGGCCGUGGGUCUCCCUGACUUCCCGCUGCCGCUCCCAGACCCAGAUGCCUCUGCUGUAUCCAGCUGCCUCCAGCACCAAGAAAUGCUGCUGGCUCCCAUCAACGGGCUGUCUGCUGCCAGCAGCCUCUGGCAAGAGCUCGCUUCCAUGGCUCCCGAGUGCCCGGCCAGCACCGCAGCACAGGAGAGCACUCCCACCUGGCACCCGGGGAAGGCGCCCAGCUCCUCGGCAAAGCGUAUGCGUGACCUCCGCUUGAGGCGCAGGAGGCAGCGGGCGGCGAUGGCUCGGCUGCUGCUAGGGGCCAGCUACCGCCCCAACGACCGGACGGUAUGGAGCAAGACCCGGAGGACAGACUGGUGGGACAAGCUGCUCGCCGGCCAGCCUGACGAGGGCGCGUGGGUGCGGCACUUCCGCAUGUCCCGGGAAGCGGUGCUGGAGCUGGUGGAGGAGCUGCGGCCUGUGCUCCAGCGCGAGGACACCAACAUGCGCGCCGCCAUCCCCGUGGACAAGCGCGUCGCCCUGACGCUCUGGAAGCUUGCCACCUCGGACAGCUACAGAUCUGUCGCCAACCAGUUUGGCGUCGGGGUGUCCACCGCGUCGGUCAUCGUGAUGGAGGUGUGCGAGGCGAUUCAUGACGUUCUGCUGCGGCAGGUCGUCCAGCUGGGAGACGCGCGAGCCGUCGUGGAAGGCUUCGAAAGGGUCGGCUUCCCCAACUGCCUCGGGGUGGUGGACGAGACCCACAUUCCCAUCCUGUGUUCCCCGCACGGAGCCUCCGCCUACAUCAACGGGAAAGGCUUGGUCUCUAUGGUUCUGCAGGCCCUGGUGGACAGCGCUGGCCGGUUCAUGGACGUGUACACGGGGUGGUCCGGCGGGAUGCAGGAUUCUGGGCUGCCGUGGGGCUCCCCCAUCUUUGAGCGGAUGGAGAAAGGGACUUUUGGUCCUCAGACCACCCGGGAGAUCGAAGGGGUAGCCAUCCGCCCUGUGCUGCUGGGAGGGCCCGCUUGUCCCCUGAGGCCGUGGCUGAUGAAGCCCUACCCCAACGCCGGCAGCAGCGGGCCCAGGCAGCACUUCAACGCCGUCUUGAGCAAGUGCCGCAUGGCCGUGACCUACGCCUUUGAGAGGCUGAAAGGCCGCUGGCGGUGCCUCCUCAAGCGCCUGGACGUGGCCGAGAAGAACGUCCCGCUCGUGAUCGUCGCCUGCUGCAUCCUGCACAACAUCUGCGAGAGCCGCAACGAGGCCAUGCAAGACGGGUGGGAGGAGGGCCUGGACUACACGGACCUGCCCUCCGCAGCCUCCGAGAGCCCCGGCAGCUUUGCGGACACGGAAGAGACUGGGGCGGCACACAGCAUCCGCGAGGCGUUCUGCGCUUUCUUCGAAAAGAGGCGGCAGGAUGAGGAGCUGUGAACGGGGGGGGGGGAGACCCUGUAUGUGUGUGCGUGCUAUAACCCCCCCCCUUCCUAGGUCUGACCUCACUCAAAAGGAGGGGAGGGGGAGGGGGCACGGGUUUACUCAGGUUACAUCUCCCUUCUCUGGCCUCACUUCACAGGGGAAAGGAACAGUCCGCACCUCCACAAAGUUCCCCUUUUACCGGUUUCACUGUUUGGCCUUUUAUAAACCUUUUAUAAAAUCUU
This is a messenger RNA of Sphaerodactylus townsendi, 3341 nucleotides long. RefSeq lists its product as uncharacterized. Gene Ontology annotation, biological process: regulation of DNA-templated transcription. The coding region runs from base 1 to 3114 and encodes 1037 amino acids. NCBI's taxonomy places the organism in Eukaryota, Metazoa, Chordata, Lepidosauria, Squamata, Sphaerodactylidae. The record is from RefSeq and is a predicted model, not a curated record. The transcript is spliced from 9 exons.